AGUGCUGUAUCGAGAAUUCGUAUUUUAGUGUGUCUAGCCGUCGAGUUAGAAGUGAAUAGAUGCUGUGCGUGUGUGGGAGCCAACUUCUUUAUUAGCUUAUUACUCAAUCAAGGGUGUAUAUAGCUCUAAACUAUUUGGUGUACCGUAGCCAAGCAGUUUUGGAAUACUAAAGUCGAUUGACCCUCUUUCAGAAACUACAAUUGAACAGUCUAGCUAACAACACUGCAGUGGAAUUUCGUUAUGGGGAACAGUGACUCUAAGCCGUUGACUUUAAUUGGUCGGUCGUCAAUGAGAAAAGGAAGAAUGUCGUCAGUCUCUUCAAUCGCACAAUGUCCAGGGAGCCCCAAGCUCAAGCCCAAGGACAAACUGCAACUUGAUAGGUACUGGAUUGGAUCAAGCUUUGACAUGCUGUCUCCACCAGGAUUGACAAGAUGCUCCAGUUUGUCUCAUCUACGAUCAAUUGACUCUGUUGAUGGACUCACUAACUACAGCAACCACUUCAACGCCAUGGCCGCUGUACAGGCAUUCAAAACCCACCGUAUUGACCUCCUCAACGUCACAGAUGGUGCACUAAACAUUGUCUCUCAUCUUCUCUCCAAUGAGAUAAUUCCUGAGCCCACUAAAGCAAGAAUCCUCUUUUCUAAUCUACCAAAACUGGAGAAAAGUGAAGCAUUGUUAGAGGCCAUUGAAGCUCGAAUUUUCAUCAAUCCCAAUGUAUUUCACACUGUAGUAGCACUACUGGACACCAAACAAACAUUGCAAAAACUGGCGCAAAAUCUCCGUGUUUCAUUUCGGGAAAACAACGAAUUGUACUCCAUCCACCUCAAGGCGAUCACUCAACCGGCUAUUGUAAGAUACGCAGACUAUCUCAAAGCCUUUUAUCGAUCGAUGUCUCCUUUUCCAAGAUACAAAUGGCCCCAGACUCCGACCACCAAAAAACCGUUCAACCUCAGAUUGCUUGAUGUAUCGUCAUCCCAAUCCAUGGAGCAACCUAUCAGUCUGCAUUGUCUUGUGAAGCCUCCAGAAGGUUGCGACAAAAUCGGCUGUGUCUUUGUACAGGGUGUUCCUGGUGUUGGAAAAAGCUGCCUUACUGUCGAGCUAUGUCGACAUUGGCAUGAUAUUGACCGACUCAACAAGUAUCCGCUCGUGAUGUUGGUGAGAGCACAAGAGAAGACAGCACAAGAUGCUAAAACACUGAAUGAUCUGUUUGUGCAUAGCAAUGCAGGGUUCACGCAAGCCGUUGUUCAAGAGGUCACCAUCAUGAAAGGAGAGGGUAUACUAAUCGUUUUGGAUGGGUUGGAUCAAGUGUCUCUGUCUCCUCUAAGGUCGGUACUGCUGGAGCAAAUCUUAGAAGGAAAGUGUCUACCGAAUGCCACUUUGUUGAUUACAACAAGGACAAACAUGACAUCGAAAUUAAUGUCACUUUGCAAGCGAAAAGUAGAUCGACUUGUGGAACUUAUCGGCUUCACACAAGACGAAAUUGAGCAACACGCUGAGAGCUCCCUUGGUUUUGAUUCAGCGCUCCUGUCUGGCUUCCAUGACUACCUCUCUGUCAGCCCCAUCAUUCAAGGUGCACUGCACGUACCACUAAGCACAGCAAUUGCUGUCGAGGCCUACAAAGAAGCUAGAAGCAGUGGAGAGUCAAGUCCGACUACCUUUACUGAGCUUUACAUGACAUUGGCAAAGCAUCUUUUGCAAUACCAUUUGUUACUGCAAGGCGAAGUAGAUGCAAAUUACGUCUUUCCUGAUAGUCUUGAAACAUUGCCUGCUAAGGUGUACACACAGUUUGUUAAUCUAGCAAAGCAUGCAUUCAACACUCUGGUCAAAGAAAACUCUUCAUGGACAAAGUUGUACAAGAACCAGUAUCAUUUGAGCUUCAUGCUUGGAACACCAGAGCUACAUUGCAGCAAACGGACCACACUCAUGUACAAUUUCACUACUGUACACGUACAAGAACUCCUAGCUGCACAUCAUGUGAAAACCCUUCCUGCUGAAGAACAAACUGACCUCUACCAGAAAUAUUUCAACGAGCCACGUCUUGGAAAUAUUUGGAGGUUUUUUGCCAGCAUUGACAAAUUGCAGUCUCCUUUCUGGAAUGAGGCCAAAGCUGAGGUGCGUGAAAGCAAAGCUCUGUCUUCUGCUUUUCUACAGUGUGUAUUCGAAGCCCACAAAUAUGUGCCUUUGGAAUCCAUCGUGAAUCAUCCGGUGGUGACUUUUCCCAGCAAGAUCGGUGCAGUAGUCACAGCACUCGAUUGCUAUCAACUCGGCUGCUGUCUAGCACACAGCACUUGCACUCUGGAUUUACGCCAACGCCUCAACACCGAGAUGCUUCAUCAUUUAGCACUUGGUCUAAGCUCCAAAUUGCUUAUCAAAAGCACCUUGAGCACACUCUUUCUUCGACCACCAAUCACAACAAAAACCAUAGAAGAGCUAAGAAAUUUACCACUGAGCUCUUUGGAAGGUCUCGAUGUGAGCCAUUGCAAUCUGGACAAAGAUACAACUGAGGCACUAGCGGAAGCUCUACCUGACAUGACAUCACUGAAACAGAUGGACAUUCGCGGCAACCAGGCCAUAGGCGAGGGGGGGCUAGUCAAAGUACUGUCAGCACUUUCAACUUUGAAAUCAUUGGAGGAAUUGAACUUGAUUAACACUGGAAUGCGGUGUGAAGACAUUAACGCACUAACCCCUAUUCUCUCUGAACGAGGUCACCUCAGAAUAUUGAAAAUAGGUGAUGAAAAUCAACCUCAAGACUCAGUGAGCAAUCUACUCCAGACCACUUUCACCAGUCACUCACUCCACUCGCUACACAUCUGGCUAACUAAUCUUGAGCCUCACUGCUCCGAAAUAAACACCCUACUUUCAAACGAACAAAUUACAAUUAAGACCCUUGAAUUUCACGGUUGCAAAAUCGGGCAAGAUGGUUCUUGUACAAUAGCGGAGGGGAUGUCUUACAACGACUCCCUGGAAAGAUUAGUGUUUAGCAUGUUUGAUGUGCCCUCUAUAUACCAUCUAACUAACCACGGAGCACUGGCUCUAGCAGAAAUGCUCGAAGUGAAUAGAAAAUUAACGAGUUUGGAAAUUUCGUUUGAUCGAACUAUCGACAGAAAAGGAGCUUUAGCUCUUAUGUGUGCUCUAGAACACAAUAAGACAUUGAAUGCACUUAAAAUCCCCCAGCAGAACUUCACAAUGAUUGAAAUGUCUGUAAUGGACCCUCGAAUUGAAUGGGCAUAGCAACACUCUAUAAUUAUUAUAGGUAUACCAUGCAUAAUGCCUGUUCAUUUACGUGACAUGCUUUAUUUCCCCGAUUAUGUGCGCAUGCAUCUUUCCUCUUUAUUUGUCCAAUGGUUUACAUGCUUCUCAUAUUGUCUUCAAUUAACUGUGAA
Messenger RNA from Halichondria panicea, 3383 nucleotides. RefSeq lists its product as uncharacterized. Lineage: Eukaryota; Metazoa; Porifera; Demospongiae; Suberitida; Halichondriidae. Bases 241 to 3231 code for a protein of 996 amino acids. Gene Ontology annotation, cellular component: cytoplasm. The transcript is spliced from 4 exons. The record is from RefSeq and is a predicted model, not a curated record.